Girardinichthys multiradiatus is the source of this 2013-nucleotide messenger RNA. RefSeq names its product solute carrier family 35 member E2A-like. The coding region runs from base 317 to 1483 and encodes 388 amino acids. The record is from RefSeq and is a predicted model, not a curated record. The transcript has 10 exons. Gene Ontology annotation, molecular function: antiporter activity. Gene Ontology annotation, cellular component: Golgi apparatus. NCBI's taxonomy places the organism in Eukaryota, Metazoa, Chordata, Actinopteri, Cyprinodontiformes, Goodeidae.
CUUGUCUUUGUUACAGAAAACAACCACCAGCUAAGCUAACGUUGAUGUGCAGCUUCCUCAUCUAGAAAACCUCCACAGUAGCAGCUGGACCUGCAGUGACUUUCAGUUAAAGCUGGAGCGUCCAGAUUUACCCAGAGCAGUGGGGGUGGAGCUGCUCUAACAGAUACAUGUAGGGCCAGCAGGCAGAUUUGAGAGACUCAUUUCCUGGGCACAUCAGAAGAUGGACUGACCCUCUAAUCCACUUAUCAGCUGCUCCUGUUCUCCCUCAUUCCCUGACUCUUUAGCCCUUGAGGGCUCCCCCAAGUCAGAAGGUGAAAUGCAGGGCUACAGACAGCCAACCAAGCAGACAUUCUUGCACCUCCUGUCGCCGUUCCGCACCCGGCAGGAGCGGGUGGUUCUGGCCCGGAGCGAGAGCCAGCCAGGGGAGCAGGUGCUGAAGAUAACGGUCACAGAAACCACGGUGAUUGAGGCAGAGUCCGGCGUGUGGAACUGGCGCUCCAUGUCCUACCUGGGUCUCUGGUACUUCUUCAGCUUCUGCACUCUGUUUCUCAACAAGUAUAUCCUGUCGCUACUGGAGGGGGAGCCCAGCAUGCUGGGUGCUGUUCAGAUGCUGUCCACCACUCUCAUAGGCUGCCUGAAGAUGUUCAUUCCCUGCUGCCUCUACCAGCACAAGUCGAGAUCUGAAUAUCCACCCAACUUCAUUAUGAUCAUGCUGUUUGUUGGACUAAUGAGGUUUACCACUGUGGUUCUGGGAUUAGUGAGUCUUAAGAAUGUGGCGGUGUCGUUCGCUGAGACGGUGAAGAGCUCGGCACCCAUUUUUACUGUGAUCAUGUCCAGGUUGAUCCUUGGAGAAUACACAGGCCUCUGGGUAAACCUGUCCCUGUUUCCUGUCAUGGCCGGCCUGGCCCUCUGCACAGCUUCAGAGAUCAGCUUCAACAUGCUCGGGUUCUGCGCCGCGCUCUCCACCAACAUCAUGGACUGCCUGCAGAAUGUUUUCUCCAAGAAACUGCUGAGUGGAGACACAUACAGAUUUAGCCCCCCGGAACUGCAGUUUUACACCAGUGGAGCAGCUGUCAUUAUGCUGAUCCCUGCCUGGGUGUUCCUCCUGGACAUCCCAGCAGUUGGAAAGGGUGGACAGAAGUUCUUGUUCAGCCAGGACAUUAUCCUUUUGCUGCUUUGCGAUGGCGGCCUGUUCCACCUGCAGAGCAUCACAGCCUACGCCCUGAUGGGACGGAUUUCCCCCGUCACUUUCAGUGUUGCCAGUACUGUUAAACACGCCCUGUCGGUUUGGCUGAGCGUCAUCGUGUUCAGCAACCAUAUCACCCUCCUCGGCGCCACUGGCACUGUUGUGGUCUUCAUCGGAGUCUUCUUAUACAACAAAGCCCGGCAGAUCCAGAGGGAAUCCUUGCAGGCUAUGGCUGCCGUGCAGAACAACAAACCACUCCUGCAGGACCAGGACUUUCAACCCUCACAGAUUAAGUGAGGAUUAAAUGCCACGCAUUCCUGAUAAAGACAGUUUUUAUGCAGAUUAACUGUCCAUUUGGCAAAGCUAUCUGUAUUCCUGUGGAGCUGCACAAACAGUAUUUCUUAACCACUUGUUUUGACCUCAUGGCCACUUUAAGCGUCAGUUUUGUGUCUUUUAUAGUGGUAAACAGGGAAAGCUCAGGGAAGUGCUGCUUGGUUCAUCAUCUGUGGUACAGCAGCUGCUAAAUGUGUUGGAGCUGCAACAUUUAAACUAUCGCAGGUGGUGCAGUCUGUCAUCUGAUGCGACCUCAUCAGAUCAAAGCUCGAUGUGUGAAAAAGAGUGAUUGGUGCCUAAAAAAUGUUUCGGUUGUUGUUUGGCUUGAAAUGUUUAAAGGAAAUGUGAAAUAUUAAAGAGCCAAGAUUUGCAUUCUAGGAAUGCCUCCAUCCUGUAAUUUUUUGUUUUCUCUCUGUAUGGCAAAAAACAAAUGGACAUCCUGACAACAGUCAUGUUGGGUGGAUUUUCUGUACACAAUAAAGGGUCUUAUAGGA